UCCUCCACCACUGCAGCCCAAUGACACGUCUUUAUGCAUUUAAACAGAUCAGGUUUAUGGUUCGUUUUCUCUUUACAGGGCUCAACUACGGUUGCCUACAUUUCCCACAAUUCCAGGCGGGGUAAUUCCUCGUGAAUCAGUGCGCCUACUUCGCAGCACCGGAGCGACAGCAGCAGCAGCAGCAGCGUCCGUUCAGUGAGAGUAUGAGCGGGUCAGAGCAGCCGAUCUCAGCCCCACGGUGAAGUGUUUGUGCCAGCGGAGAUGUCCCUGUCUUCCACACAAAGCUCGGACACGAGCAGCCGGAGGAGGAGGCCGGCUGAACACACACAAGAUUAUCCAUGGGAGUCUGAUCCUCUGGCAGGUCUCAAUCACGAACAGAUCCAUGACCGACUGCAUGGCGGACCACAACCUAAUUCAACAGGCACUCCAUCUUCACAUCCCUCCAUAUGUCCUGCUCUGUGCACAACAAAAUGCACAUCUUCACACACAUGUCCGAGCCUUCAUGCUUGUGAUGACAGCUGGGUGGAGAUCCAAAGCAAGAGAACCAUCAGAGCGGAGAACGAAGUGGAAGCCAACAAACUGGUCAACAACUACAGGUUUGGUUUUAGAAAAUGGAAGAGCCAUGUGACAGAGCGUCCAUUUGAAGUCAGGUCAGAGGUUGUAAAAGAGCUCUACUCUGAACUGAACGUCAUUAAACCUCAUUCAGGUCGCCUUAUCACAUGUGGAAAUUUAGCAUAUGUGUUUCUCUUCGGUUGGUGGGUCUCCCUGAUGUAUUUUCUGGUCGGCAUGCUCAUGUUCAUCACGAUCUCUGGUAUACCAUAUGGCAUGCUUUGCUGGAAGUUGGCGUGCUACUUCCUGUGGCCAUUCGGCAAGUCAAUCCACGAGAUUGGAAAUACAUUGAGGAGAUGUUGUGAGCAAGCACCAGAAUGUGACUGUAACGUAGAGGGAACAGAGGAAAACUCUCCAGUUCUUCUGCCUUCACCCACAGAGGUGGCGGUCCCAGAGUGGCCUGGACGACCUCUGCGUACCCCUUACUGGCAUCGUUUCUCCACAUACGUGUGGCUGCUGCUGGGAUAUCCUCCUCUGGUGGUCAUCCACUGCCUGGCUUGCUUCCUCUCCUGGAUCCUGGUCUUCACCAUCCCUGUCUCAAAGAUGAACGCAAGGACCCUGGGCGUCAUUCUUCUCUUGGCUCCAGAGGAUGUCUCUGUCUCCACCUGCUCACAGAGGAAGCCUCACAGCUAUGAGACCAGAGCUCUGCUGUGCUGCUACCAUGCUGUAAACUGGUACUACUACAAGUACACCGUUGAUGGGAUCAAUGUGUUCGCUGUCAACCUCCUCCCUCUUGUAAUAUUUGCCAUGAUAAUUGGAUAUAUUGACAGAGAAAACCAGUACGCCAGCUCUGAGGUCAAGUUUGCUAUAGCGAUUGGCUCCAUCAUACCACUGUCUUAUUAUAUUGGUAUGGGCAUUGCCAGUAUCUCCGCCCAGAGUAACUUUGCUGUGGGUGCGGUGGUGAACGCCAGCUUUGGCUCCAUCACAGAGUUGACCUUUUACAUCACAGCCCUGCUCAAAGGUCACCAGGCAGCCAACAAGUGUCUUCAGGAAGUUGUAAAAGCAGCGCUGACAGGCACUCUGCUCGGAUGCAUCCUCUUCAUCCCCGGCAUCUGCAUGAUAAUCGGAGGGCUGAGACACAGUGAGCAGACGUUCAACAGUCGCUCAACAGGAGUGAGCUCUGCGUUGCUUUUCAUCUCUGUAGGAGGUGUGUUUGCCCCCACGCUGUUCUCCAAGGCGUAUGGAAAUCUGGUCUGCGACGCCUGCACCAACUCCACUGGAGGAAACAGCACGAGUAACAGCAGCGGGCCGUUCGUCUGCCACAACUGCCACUACGAUCUGAACAACGGUACAUUGUUCCACAACCACGUUGAGCCGCUGGUGUACACAGUUUCUGCCCUCUUGCCUGUUGCCUACAUCAUUGGUCUGACAUUCACGCUGAAGACGCACUCCCACAUUUAUGACAUUCACGUGGGAGAAGGACAGGUGACCAGCCACCAUGGAGCAGUGGUCCACUGGUCCCGCUGGAGGUCCCUGGUCAUCCUCAUCAUGGCCACCGUGCUCACGUCUGCUUGUGCCGAUCUCGUCACGGAGAACAUCCAGCCCAUACUGAGCCAGCCCAACAUCUCUCAGUAUUUCAUUGGGGUAACGGCUCUCGCUAUGGUUCCGGAGAUCCCAGAGAUUGUUAACGGGAUCCAGUUCGCACUCCAAAACAACAUCAGCCUCAGCUUGGAGGUGGGGAUCUGUAUUGCUGUUCAGGUCUGCAUGCUACAGAUUCCAAUUCUGGUCUUAUUUAAUGCUUUCUACGAUGUGGGCUUUGUGCUGUUAUUCAGUGAUCUGCACCUGUGGGCCAGUAUCUUCAGUGUUAUUCUCGUCAACUACAUCUUCAUGGACGGAAAGUCAGAUUACUUUCAGGGCACAGCUCUGGUGGUCGUCUACCUUAUUCUACUGGCCAUGUAUUACUUCGCUCCAUCUCCAGCAGGCUGCUGACACAUUUCAGCAACAUGGAGGACCAGAUUUAAUACCACUCCCCUGUUGACAAGAUUUUAUUCUCGCAGGAUUAUGACUUAACACUGAAGCAUAAAUCAUGACACUGGCUGAUUAUUAAAGUGGUUCACCUAAAAAUUAAAUGCCAAUGGAAAGUCAGAUAGUCGUGUAGUCCACAAAACAUUAUAAGCAAAACAGAGCUGCUGCACUCACCUAAAUGACUGAAGAUGACUAGUUUUAAAAUAAAAAAAAU
Messenger RNA from Acanthopagrus latus (yellowfin seabream), 2788 nucleotides. RefSeq names its product cation/H+ exchanger protein 2 (gene cax2). The record is from RefSeq and is a predicted model, not a curated record. The transcript is spliced from 20 exons. Bases 262 to 2538 code for a protein of 758 amino acids. Gene Ontology annotation, biological process: calcium ion transmembrane transport; intracellular calcium ion homeostasis. Gene Ontology annotation, cellular component: membrane; endomembrane system. Lineage: Eukaryota; Metazoa; Chordata; Actinopteri; Spariformes; Sparidae. Gene Ontology annotation, molecular function: calcium:proton antiporter activity.